Messenger RNA from Pipra filicauda (Wire-tailed manakin), 1258 nucleotides. Its product is annotated as butyrophilin subfamily 1 member A1-like. Gene Ontology annotation, molecular function: protein binding. The record is from RefSeq and is a predicted model, not a curated record. Lineage: Eukaryota; Metazoa; Chordata; Aves; Passeriformes; Pipridae. Bases 99 to 686 code for a protein of 195 amino acids. The transcript is spliced from 3 exons.
UGGAGAAGCAGCCAGUGGAGGAAAAGCAACCCGAAAACAGCACCGGUGACACCAAGGAAAACACCAAAAAGCCAGGAGGGGAGGACACUGCAGGCACAAUGGCUUUCUUCCUCAAACCACGGCCAUGCACGUGGGACCUUGCCCUGGACUACCACACUGCCAAACAGUUUGAAGUGGAUGUGACCCUGGAUCCAGCCACAGUGGGUCCUGAGGUGAUCCUCUCCGAGGACCUCAAAGAGGCCACUUGGGGCAGACCUCAGCGCCGGUGGCCUGAGGGUCCCAGCCGGUUUGACACAGAUCCGUGCAUGCUGGGCAGUGAGGGCUUCACCUCAGGCCGUCACUACUGGGAGGUGGAGGCCAAUGGGCGCUUCUGGGCUGUGGGAGUGGCCCGUGAGUCGGUUCAGAGGAAAGGCCGAGUCCUCUUCAAGCCCAGUGCUGAGAUUUGGGGCUUGCAGAAGUAUGAUGAGCUCUGUGUUGCCCUCACGGCUCCAUCCAACACCUCCAUCCCACUUCUCAAUGGGGAGAUUGGGGUCUACCUGGACUACGAGGUGGGACAGGUCUCCUUCUAUGCUGUUGGCAGCCGCCAGUGCAUCUUCACCUUCCCUGUGGCUUCCUUCAGUGGAGAGAAGGUCUUCCCCUACUUCUGUGUGCUCCUCUCAACCAUCAAACUGUCCCCCAAGGGCUGAUGUGCUGACAGGAUCCUUCCACAGCUGGUUGCACCAUGGUGUUUGGAAUGCUCCUUGAUGCUCCUCCAGUCUUCUCUUCCAGGUCUUGGAGUCCUUUCCAGCUCAACUCAUGGUCCUACCUUCAUCAUAGAUGUCUUUAUUUUGGGUUAUGUCCAGGGGAUUUUGAGUCUGAGCUCAGCACAGCUCGUCUCAUCUCAAAGCCACUGUCAUUAAAUUCAUUCAAAGCUUGUUAACAGAAGCAGGGCUUUGCUGAACUGGUUUUGACCUGAAAACUUGACUUUUCCUCCCAGAUAGCCUUCUCUGAUAAUUCCUUUGCUGACCCCAAUGCCCAUCACUGGCCAGGCUUCCAACCCACAUUAAAAAUCUUAAUUUUUGCAGGCUUUGCAUUAAUGCCAGCUGCUGAUUUUGUCAUCACAAGGAUGUGCUCACACUCACUUCACCCACUCUUUCCCUCUCUAUGCUCAGGAUGUAUUUCCAAGUAAUUAACAUGCAAUUUAUAUAAAUGUGCUCAGAAUAUAAUAAAUUUUCUUUUCUAAGAAGCAGGAGGUGUCUGCAUUUGACCUCUCACCAAG